ACCAUACUUUAACAUUUUAUAUAAUGUAAAAAGAACAGAAAAUUCUAAGGACACACAUCUCCAAAAAAAUGCAUGAUUGAAGGAGUUUGCUUUUGAAAUUAUCUAGAUGCUCCAAAUUUAUCUGUUUAUAAAUUUAUUUUGCCCACUUCUAUACUUUACUGAAUAAAGUGGCAAGCAUGAUAGUAGUAUUUCCUCACUUUACUACCAAAUCCUCUGGUUUUUUCUUGGGCCUGACAACAUCUCUCUGAGUGUAGUUGCAUUGUAGUCAGUUGUUGCAGUGGUGAGCAUGAGGAAAUUUAUAUAAAAGUACUAUUGGCAUGUGAGUGAGUUUGUGUCACAUAAUACCCAAGAAUCCCAGUUCAAGAUUUGGGUGUUUUCUUGAAUCUUUCAAAAUCUUAGCCCAUUUGUAGUCCUCUGGUUGACACACUUGAAAUCCAUUUUUUUUCAUUUUCUGGAAGAGGAGCAUGGAGACAAAAACAGCACAAGCUGUGUUUUGUUUUGUGGUUUUCCUUGGCUUAUGGACUUCUGUUAAUUCUUUGCUUACUGCUAAAGGUGUCAAUCUUGAAGUGCAAGCUUUGAUGAGUAUUAAAGCUGCUUUGAAGGAUCCUCAUGGGGUUUUAGCAAAGUGGGAUUCUGAUGCAGCUGAUCCAUGUAGCUGGACAAUGGUUACCUGUUCACCUGAUUAUCUAGUCAUUGGCCUAGGAACUCCAAGCCAGAGUUUAUCUGGUAUUCUUUCUCCAAGCAUCGGUAACUUGACAAAUCUUCAGUCAGUGCUAUUGCAAAAUAACAAUAUAUCAGGGCCACUUCCACCUGAACUUGGGGGAUUAUCUAAACUUCAAACACUUGAUCUUUCUGAUAAUCUCUUUACCGGUAUUAUUCCUUCUUCGUUGGCCAACCUUGCAAGUCUACAAUAUCUGCGGUUAAAUAAUAACAGCCUCUCUGGAGCAAUUCCUUUAUCUAUGGCAAAUAUGACACAGCUCACCUUUUUGGACUUGUCUUCUAAUAAUUUGAGUGGUCCUGUACCAAGGUUUCUUGCCAAAACAUUCAGCAUUUUGGGAAACCCCAUGAUAUGUGCAACUGGGAAAGAGCAGGACUGCAACGGAUCAAAGCCGAUGCCACUGUCUCUAAACUUAAAUAAUCAAAAUCCUCAAUCUGCUGGGAGAUCCAAAAGUCACAAGAUUGCGCUAGCCUUUGGAUCAAGCAUCGGAUGCAUCUGCCUUCUUAUCAUAGGUUUUGGUGUUCUCCUUUGGUGGAGGCAAAGGAAAAAUCAACAGAUAUUUUUUGACAUAAAUGAGCAACGUUGCGAAGAAGUCUGUCUUGGAAAUAUGAGAAGGUUUCAGUUCAGAGAACUUCAGGUUGCAACCCACAACUUUAGCAGCAAGAACAUACUUGGCAAGGGUGGUUUUGGAAUUGUAUACAAAGGGCAUCUCCAGGAUGGAACUAUCGUAGCAGUAAAAAGGCUAAAGGAUGGAAAUGCAAUAGGAGGGGAGAUACAAUUUCAAACUGAAGUUGAGAUGAUAAGCUUAGCAGUUCAUCGGAAUCUCCUUAGACUCUAUGGUUUCUGUAUGACUACAACAGAAAGGCUUUUAGUGUACCCUUACAUGUCAAAUGGAAGUGUUGCCUUGCGUUUAAAAUCCAAGCCUGCACUGGACUGGGGAACGAGGAAACGCAUAUCAUUGGGAGCUGGAAGGGGUUUAUUGUACCUUCACGAGCAAUGUGAUCCAAAAAUCAUUCACAGGGAUGUGAAGGCUGCAAAUAUACUGCUUGAUGAUUACUGUGAGGCAGUUGUAGGAGAUUUUGGAUUGGCAAAGUUGUUAGACCACAGGGACUCACAUGUCACUACAGCAGUCAGGGGAACAGUUGGGCAUAUAGCUCCUGAAUACCUUUCAACAGGACAGUCCUCCGAGAAAACAGAUGUUUUUGGGUUUGGGAUUCUUCUUCUAGAGUUGAUCACAGGCCAGCGAGCUCUUGAAUUUGGAAAAGCCGCAAACCAGAAGGGAGCUAUGCUCGAUUGGGUUAAGAAAAUUCAUCAGGAGAAGAAGCUUGAUAUGUUGGUGGAUAAGGACUUGAAAGGCAAUUAUGACAGAAUCGAGCUCGAGGAAAUAGUACAAGUAGCUCUACUAUGCACCCAAUAUUUACCAGGUCACAGGCCAAAAAUGUCAGAAGUGGUUCGGAUGCUUGAAGGAGAUGGCUUAGCAGAGAAAUGGGAAGCUACUCAAAGAGCAGAGGCUACAAGGUGCAGAGCCAAUGAGUUCUCUUCCUCAGAGCGAUAUUCUGAUCUUACGGACGACUCUUCUGUGCUUGUCCAAGCAAUGGAGCUAUCUGGACCAAGGUGAUAGAACACUAAAAGGUUUAUUAUGAUGUCGAAGAAUCUUAUGGAAUGAGGCUUGUGUACAGUAGGCUGCAUAAAUUUAAAGCUUUAUAAACUAUUUUAAACAAUUACGACUGUACAAAGUCUGAUACCUGUUGAGUGUCAAAUGUAAUCUUGAUGAAGAUUCAAGCCUGUAAAAAUAAUGCUUCUAGUAUAUGAAAUGGCAAGCAAAGCUAUUUGACCAUGUUA
Molecule: messenger RNA, 2560 nt
Organism: Daucus carota subsp. sativus
Lineage: Eukaryota; Viridiplantae; Streptophyta; Magnoliopsida; Apiales; Apiaceae
Product: protein NSP-INTERACTING KINASE 1
Exons: 11
Coding region: 465-2336 (623 amino acids)
Biological process (GO): protein phosphorylation
Molecular function (GO): protein kinase activity; ATP binding; protein binding
Source: RefSeq, a predicted model, not a curated record